Molecule: messenger RNA, 2574 nt
Organism: Hordeum vulgare subsp. vulgare (domesticated barley)
Lineage: Eukaryota; Viridiplantae; Streptophyta; Magnoliopsida; Poales; Poaceae
Product: homeobox-leucine zipper protein TF1-like
Exons: 12
Coding region: 122-2137 (671 amino acids)
Biological process (GO): regulation of DNA-templated transcription
Molecular function (GO): lipid binding; DNA binding; DNA-binding transcription factor activity, RNA polymerase II-specific
Source: RefSeq, a predicted model, not a curated record
CAAGGGGAAACAACACAUCGGUGCUCUACAUCCGAGUGAAGUAGACACUAGAGAAACUCAUAGGGCGUGGUUCGAUUCUGAUUUGGUUGAUAGAUCAACUUGGCGAGGGCAUCCGGCCAAGAUGCCUGGCAAUCGUGGUGGGCGUAGGCGAAAGGCGGGCCGUCGAGCACGCGACAAUGAGUUGGACAUACCACAAAGCAACUCUGAUGGACAUGAUGGCGCUGAGGGAUCACAACCCAAGAGGCGCCUACAGAGGCUCAACCCCCAGCAAACUCAAGUACUUGAAGGGUUUUUCAGCAUAUGUGCACACCCUGAUGAAAAUCAAAGGAUGGGGUUGAGCGAGUCGACGGGACUUUCGAUGCAGCAAGUCAAGUUUUGGUUUCAAAACAAGAGGACAUACAUGAAGCAUCUGACUGGAAAAGAAGAGAGCUAUAGGAUGAAAGCGCAGAAUGAGAUGCUGAGGGAGGAAAACAAGAGGCUUGCAUCGGCAGCUAAGGCUUCAUUUUGCCCCUCCUGCGUUGCUUUACCAGGACAGAAUCCCUCUGUAGAGGUGCAAAGGCUGAAGGAGGAAAAUGAGUCGCUGAGGCAACAGGUAUCACAGUUGCGUGCUGAAGCACAUCAACUUGACCCAUCCACAGUAAAUAUCAUUGGAAGAGAAAAUGACAUAGAUGCGAUUGCUGAACUGGUUCAAAAUGCAAUGCACGAGUUUGUCGUUUUGUCCGAAUCCGGUGGACCUCUGUGGAUGCCUGUCCCUGGUGGUUCCCUUGACUUGCUGAACAAGGUGGUUUAUGCUCAAACCUUUGGCGCAAGAAGCAGUGCAAAUGCCAUAGGAUUCAGGGUCGAGGCUACUCGUGCUGAUGGUAUGGUCAUGAUGGAGGCCAAACAGAUUGUGGACUAUAUCAUGGAUUCUGAGUGCUAUACAUCUUUCUGUCCUGGAACUCUGACUAGUGCAAAAACCACCAAGAUUUACAAGUGGCCUACUAAUGCAGGCUACAAUGGGGCCAUGCAUUUGAUGACCGCCGAGACGGUGUUCCCAUCACCCCUGGUGCCAUCUAGGAAAUGCACAUUCGUGAGGUGCUGCAGGGGGAUGCAAAAUGGGACAGUGAUCAUCGUUGACGUGUCUUUGGACAACGGUGACGGCACCUUCUUCAAAUGCCGCAAAAUGCCAUCAGGCCUACUAAUUCGGAGCCUGAACUCCGACGCCAGCCAGGUCACUGUCAUAGAGCAUGUUCAAGUAAAUGAUGCUGGUGUUCACGAGCUCUACCGCCCAACCUUGAGCGGGCUCAUGUUCGGAGCUAGGCGCUGGUUGUCGAGCAUUGAACGACAGAGCGCACGCAUGAGAGACCUCUUCCUUUUAACCCAAAGCACCUCGGCCGCCAACAUGAAUGGGAGGAAGACCCUCAUGAAGAUAGCGGACGACCUGCUCGCGGGCUACGCCAAUGGCAUCGCCGCUGUCCCUGGGGGCGGAUGGACCAUUCUGCGUGGCGCUGGCACAGAAGAUGACAUCAGGGUCACCUACAGGAGGAAAGAUGACGACGACGACACCGCCGUCGUGUCCGUGUGCGCGGCCUUCCGUCUGCCCUUGCCGCUCAGGAUGGCGUUUGAUCUGCUCAGGAACAUCCAGUUGCGCCCAAAGUGGGAUGUGCUGGUGAACGGUAAUUCCGUGAGGGAGGAAGUCGCUGUUUGCAAAGGCGUAGGAGGAUUUGAUGAUGUUGUCUCCAUACUGCAUAUCAAGCACAACGCGGAGAACAACGAAAACAUCAUGAUCCUCCAGAACAGCGGCUACGACGUGUCGGGCGCGUUCAUGAUCUACUGCCCUGUCGACAUCCAACUGAUGAACGAGAUCAUGAGCCCUAGUGACAUGGGGGAGAGCAACAAGGUGUCUCUCUACCCCACCGGCUUCUCCCUCCUCCCCGUCGACGACUCUGCCCUUGGCCUCGGCGAGGGUGGAGCAACUCUUGUGACCGCGGGGUACCAGAUUCUGCUCAAGCUCGCUCGUGGCACCGGCCUGUAUCCUAGGUCCGUGUCCACGGCCGUCAGUCUGAUGACUGAAAACAUUGCCACCAUCAAGAAGACUCUGACCAACAGCCACCCCAUCUUCUAUAAGAAAAGGCAGUCCCCCAACAAUCUCGGCUAAAAUGUACCCAGGGGCAGAAAGGGGAGAAGCGGUCGAUGCUGGUGGAAGUCUGUCAAACUGCAUUUCGAUCUCCUGGCGUUACUGCAAUAUACCCCCUCCGUUUCAUAAUAAGUGUUGUGGUCUUAGUUCAAAGUUGAACUAAAACCACAACACUUACUCUGGAACAGACGGAGUAUAUUGUUAUAUUUACUUUACUACUUGCGAUUUUCUAUUUACAAUAAGAACCUGUAAUAAUGGAUUAAGUACUAGACAUGUCUUUAUCAAGAAAAGAACCCGGCCUAUAUAUGGUCAGGUUUGCUUUACUCUUUGUGAGUUUCAGCUUAUAUUAAAAACUUGUUGUAAUAAUUGUUCAAGAACUAGACCAGUUGUUGUUGAUGAUGAUGUUGUUGUUGUUAUGCUAUACUCUUAUAAUAAAAUUUGUUGUAAUAAUGUGUUCA